Molecule: messenger RNA, 748 nt
Organism: Branchiostoma floridae (Florida lancelet)
Lineage: Eukaryota; Metazoa; Chordata; Leptocardii; Amphioxiformes; Branchiostomatidae
Product: neutral cholesterol ester hydrolase 1-like
Molecular function (GO): hydrolase activity
Source: RefSeq, a predicted model, not a curated record
GCACAGGUGCUGCUCUGGAAACGAUGUGCUCCUGAAAUGAUUUUGGCUUAUCGAUAUAACACCGGACUAUGAGGGCAAUCAACCACCUGUUGAGGGGACACAUGGGGUCUUGAAUAUCAUGAUCCAUGGUAGUGAAGGCGUCCCUGGUGUUUGUGGUAGCGGUGGUACUCCUGACGUACUACUGUCACGAGCCUGUACCGCCAGACGUCCCACAGCCGACCAUGUUCGCAGCCAUGGCGAUAGUCAUGAGAACAGCACGACACAUGGCCAAUAUCGGAGAGUACCUGGGCAUAGGCACUGAGCCUACGAACCUACGGUACAUCCUCUGGGCACUGACAAGAGCGGGCCAGAAAGUGAUGACGCUGGGCACAGCAUACCGAGAGGGACUGGAGUGUACAGACACCGUGUUUGACGGAGUCAGCGUCCGUGUGUACGAACCGGUGUCAGCGGCGAAGAGUAACGUCAAAGUCCCCGGCCUGGUGUUCAUCCAUGGAGGGGGCUUUGUUCUCCUGAAUGUCGAUACGUUUGAUGAGCUGACAGCCCAUCUUGCCAAAGAGCUGGGGAUCGUUGUUGUAUCUGUGGAGUAUCGACUCGCUCCUGAGCACAUGUUUCCGGCAGCGUUUGACGACAGCGUUGCUGCUACAAAGUUCUUCCUCCAGAACGCAGACAAGUACAACGUUGAUCGCACACGUAUCGGCAUCAGUGGGGACAGCGCAGGGGGCAACCUGGCCGCAGCCGUCACUCUCGC